Amborella trichopoda is the source of this 1489-nucleotide messenger RNA. Its product is annotated as CRS2-associated factor 1, mitochondrial. NCBI's taxonomy places the organism in Eukaryota, Viridiplantae, Streptophyta, Magnoliopsida, Amborellales, Amborellaceae. Gene Ontology annotation, molecular function: RNA binding. Gene Ontology annotation, biological process: Group II intron splicing. The record is from RefSeq and is a predicted model, not a curated record.
AGUUUGCAGCCAAUUGAGAAGCCGAAAUUUCGCAUAAACCCUAAAUGUCUGCAACUUUUGCCAUUUCUCAAAGCUUCAUGGCUCUUUUCCUUUAGACCCUAAUUCUCCAGAAACCCUAACCCGGAAACCUGAUUUCCCUUCUCUGCAGCUUACAAACCAUACCAAGAAACCCAAAUGUUCUUCAGGCCAUCAAUCCCAAAGCUCUCCUCUAUCUUCAGAACUCGCCAUUUCUCAAAGCUCAAAGACUAUUCCUUCGAGCCUCCCCCCUCUCUAAACCCUAAAAACCAGAACUCCGUCUUCAGAAACCCUAAACCCAAACCUUUGUAUAAACCACCCUCGUCUCUGGAUCGAACGGGCCUUAAACCUGUUCGCUCUGAUCUUCCUUUUGAUAUCAAGUUUAGCUAUACAGAGAGCAACUCAUUGGUGAAGGCAAUAGGGCUAAGAGAGCCAAAGUACUCGCCAUUUGGACCGGCAAGGUUAGACAGAGAAUGGACGGGGACUUGUGCACCGGCGAUCAAGCCCACUGUGAAGUCCGUGGAGCCUGGGUGCUUGGACGCCAUGGCUAAGGCUCAGGCUGAGUUGGAGAAGAAGGCGAGGAAGAGUAGAGAGAAGAUACUUGGAGAGCCGCUCACUCCUGUAGAGAGAACGUCUUUGAUUGAGAAGCAUCAGAGGAACAAGUGCAAGCAGCAGGUAAACUUAGGAAGAGAUGGUCUGACCCAUAACAUGCUGAAUGAUAUUCACAAUCACUGGAAGCAUGCUGAGGCUGUUCGGAUAAAAUGUCUUGGUGUUCCUACCAUUGAUAUGAAAAAUGUCUGCACUCAGCUUGAGGAAAAAACAGGUGGUCUGAUCAUCCAUAGACACGGUGGUGUCAUCAUCUUAUACAGAGGCAGAAACUAUAUCCCCAAGAAAAGACCUGUUAUUCCAUUAAUGCUAUGGAAACCUCAUGAGCCAGUAUAUCCGAGGUUGAUCAAGACAACAAUUGAGGGCUUGUCCAUUGAAGAAACAAAGGAAAUGAGGAAGAGGGGCCUCGCCGCUCCCGUUUUAACAAAGCUUGCCAAAAAUGGGGUCUAUUGCCAUCUUGUGUCCAUGGUCCGCGAUGCAUUCCUAACUGAUGAGCUGGUCCGUAUUGAUUGCCAGGGCCUGGGAAGGAGUGACUAUAAAAAGAUAGGCGUCAAGCUGAGGGAUCUGGUUCCUUGUAUUCUUGUGACAUUUGAGAAGGAGCAGAUUGUGGUUUGGAGAGGAAAGGACUAUAAGCCUUCUAGCCAGGAGUUUGAGGACAGCCAGAGUGAGUCUGAGCUAGUUUUGCCUGACCUUGAAACGUAUGUGAGAAUCAAAUGUAAGAAAAAUGAUUUUGAGAGAAGAUUGCCCUGGCAAAUUUGCACCAAUACACAUUCAGGUUCUGAACAGUGAGGUGUUAGUGUAUAGAAUGGAACAGCACUUGGGUCAAUGCCAUUACGAAAGAUGGGCAAAUUCGUUGUUUGCAACUAAA